Mya arenaria is the source of this 1216-nucleotide messenger RNA. RefSeq names its product DNA polymerase III subunit epsilon-like. Gene Ontology annotation, cellular component: cytoplasm. The transcript is spliced from 2 exons. Gene Ontology annotation, biological process: DNA catabolic process. Lineage: Eukaryota; Metazoa; Mollusca; Bivalvia; Myida; Myidae. The record is from RefSeq and is a predicted model, not a curated record. The coding region runs from base 1 to 810 and encodes 269 amino acids. Gene Ontology annotation, molecular function: nucleic acid binding; 3'-5'-DNA exonuclease activity.
AUGUAUUUGGUUGAUAAUUGUAGUAAUACAGACAAGGCUAAGGGGAUAGCCCAACCAAAACAGAGGAAAAGGACAGACCAAAAACGAAAGCGGUUAGGGAGUGAUAGUCCAACUAAAACAGAGGAAAAGGAAAAACCUAAAACGGACGACACUUGCGAAGAAGUCCAGCCAAAGCGAAGGAAAAAGAUGCACCGAAAACGGACACGGCCAGGGGAUGAUAAUCCAACUAUCCUAACCUUCGAUUUAGAAACUACAGGAUUGAUUGAAAAUGGAGACAAUAUGCCACACAUAACACAAAUAGCGGCCAUGGAAAAAUUGAGCGGUUCAAGGUUUUGCAAGUAUGUAAAACCGAAAAAGCGUUUAACAAAUGAUGCCGAGAGAAUAACUGGCAUUGUUAUGACAAAUGCCAAUACAAUGUUAGUAAAAGGUAAAAAGGUGGAAGCAGUCGGUAUCAGAGUAGCCAUUGGUGAACUAUGUGAAUGGUUGGAACAGUUUCCUAAUGUGUCUUUGGUAGCCCAUUACGGUCGAGGAUUUGAUUUUCGUGUUGUGAAAUCCGCCAUCGAGAGUAUCGGUAUGAAGGACAGACUCUAUAAAUGUGUUUGUACAUUGGUAGAUUCCCUUCCAAUUUUCCGAAAGAUGUAUCCGGGACAGUCGCAUAAGCUAGCUGACCUUGUGCUGUCCUUGCUUGGAACUAAGUAUAAUGAGCACGAUGCCAGUGAUGAUGUAGAAGCGCUAAGCAAACUCCUCAGUCAUGUCGAUCUAUAUCGGAAAGAAAUCCUGAAAUACAGUUUUAAUUUUUCGGAUAUUUAAACAAUGGUCUGUUUUAAAAGGUCUUUGGACAUUAUUAGUAGUAUUUUAUAUUGCGAAUUGUAUGUUGCGAAUGGAAUCGUAGUUCGGGAGUGUGUAUUUGUACCUGUUGUUGAUGCAUGGCUUUAGGUGUGUGUUUUUAUCAAUUUUGCUUUGUUUUUGUGAUGUAUUAGAGCCUUUAUAUAUUCUGUACCUAUAUUUUGAUAAUGUGUAUGUAUGCUAUUAGAGCCAAUAUAUAUUGUAAACCUAUAGUUUGAUAAUGUGUGUAAGUACUACUGGAGCCAUUAUGUUUUGUAUGUCUAAAGCUUGAUUAUGUGUAUUAGUGCUAUUCGAGCCAUUAUAUAUUCAAGACCUAUAUUUUUAUAAUGCAUAUAAGUGCUAUUGGAGCUUUUUAAUAAAUAAACCUAGA